Cyprinodon tularosa is the source of this 1763-nucleotide messenger RNA. RefSeq names its product chromosome unknown C2orf68 homolog (gene cunh2orf68). The record is from RefSeq and is a predicted model, not a curated record. NCBI's taxonomy places the organism in Eukaryota, Metazoa, Chordata, Actinopteri, Cyprinodontiformes, Cyprinodontidae. The transcript has 4 exons. The coding region runs from base 115 to 609 and encodes 164 amino acids.
UUGGACAACAAUUUAUGGACAGCUAGCACACUUAGCUUUUGUCAGAGCUUGAUUGAAAUUUCUUGUGAUAAUUAAUCAUAAAUAUUGUAAUCUGAGUUUAAACUAUUUAGUAAAAUGGAUAUUUUAAAAGACGAGGCAGUGCACGAGUUAAAAUACAAACCGGGUGGUCGGCUGGACAUGACUCAUGGCUUCCUUCACCAUAUCCGCAGAAACCAGAUUGCUAGAGAUGAUUAUGAUAAAGAGGUAAAGCAGGCUAAAGAACUUCAGCGGCGAAGGCACACAACCACCCCUAGAAGACCUCGUCGACCUGACAUCCAGGUGUACCAUCCUAGACAAAGACGUGGUUCAGAGCCAGGAACAGGUGCUGAUCCUGAAGAGUGGAAUGAGAGUGGUUCAAGCACUGAGACUGAAAGCCACGGGACAGAACUUUUUUGGCUUGACUAUCAAGAGGACACAGGAGUUAUUACUUCCUUCUUAGUGCACAAGGACGACAAGCCUGAGAAGGUUGUGGAGCGUGUUGCAGAAAAGAACGUUCUAAACGCAGCCAUGAGAGCUGCUCUAGAGGUUCGAAUUCGAAAGGAAAUUGAAAAAAGACGAGACAACCGAUGAUGAGGGUUCUACAACAGCCGAUGCUAUGAAGACAAAGCUGUUGCAAUCUCACAUAUGUGCUCCUACCUUUGUGUGGUUUGUGCACAACGAGGGCCCUGCUGUCAUUUACAGUCUCUGUUGGCAGAGGUGACCAGAGGACGAGCUGUAUGUUGGUUAAAAAAGGUCAAGGAGCAACACUCAUCACUCCAUAGGGUACAUGUAAAUCAAAUCAACAUGUCCUAUUUGUUUACAACUAUCAGUUUUGUUGUUUUGUUUUAAACAAAGAGAAGGUAAAGAAAGUAUUUUCAGAGAAGCAUCAAGAUAGAUCUCUCAGUUCUGAUGAGUAAUCCAUCUUUUUUAAUAGAUGAGGCCACAAUGUGUUUAGGUGGUAACUUUUGUUGUUUAUAUUCUAGUUGAAUAAUUUAUUAUGAGUUGUGGAAAUGCCAUCAUUUUUGAUACUGUAAAUAUAAUGAUAGUUUAUUUUUUAAUAAAGUAUAUGAUGAGCUUAGAAGCAUUUAUGCUUCUUUCUGUAGUCUUGGUGAUCUCCCCUUGCAGUGACUAGCCAUAAUCCAUCACCAUUCAGAUUUUUGUAUGUAUCAAUCUCUUUUCGUCCCGUUGAAAGAAGAUUAGCUCUCACUAAAUAUAUGAGCUGUGUUAACCGAUUUACCGGUAUGUGAAAUUCACAGCAGGUGGCAGCAACAGUCUUUUUUUUUUAUCAUCUCUUAUCCUGCUUCUUUGUUGCUGUCUAUUAUUCCCAUGCUCUCUAAUUGGGUGUUUUUUUUCUGUAAGAAUGCAUUUUUUGAUGAGAUUAUUUUAUAAAAUUAGCACCAAAUGGGAUUUUUAUUUUUUACCUGAAAAAUUACCUUGCAUAAAUUUGUAUAAUAAAAUUGUUAAACAACUUUUAAAAGUCACCCAAUUAGUAAAUACAGUGCUGUGUGUAAUAAUCUCAGAAUAGGUCAUGCUUUAGAUGAUGCUGCUCUGAGGCCUCAGAGUUAAGGAAACAUUAGUGAUCAGUACCAUAAAGACAAAAGAACACACCGGACAAGUAAGGGACAAGAUAAGGUAAAAGUUUAAGCCAGUGUUGGCUCCUGGAAAAAAAAAAAACACCACCACCUAUGUUAUCUUUAAGGGCAUAUGGCACAAAGACAGAGGAUAUGACCUUAUACUAAAACUGA